Molecule: messenger RNA, 2484 nt
Organism: Symbiodinium necroappetens
Lineage: Eukaryota; Dinophyceae; Suessiales; Symbiodiniaceae
Source: the annotation of a GenBank genome assembly
AUGGGAAAAUCUGACUCGGACUACUCCGAUGAGGACAGUGACUCCGGCAGCUCCGUCAAGGAGGUAAAGAAAAAGAAGAAGGAUAAAAAGAAGAAGAAGGAAAAGAAGGCCUCCUCGCCAAAUCCACACAUUGAGGAAAAGAAGAAGGCCGGCGAGAAGCAGUAUCAGGUUGCUUCGCAGGUUGAGCUGUUCGAUGAGUCAGGUUGCAGCAAGGACAGCCGAGAUGACUCUCGCAGUCGCAGUCGCAGCCGCAACCGAGGCCGAUCGCCGCCCAGACGGUCCCCGCCUAGGUAUAAUGCCUCAGGAGGUGGCGGUGGGUACGGAAACUAUGGUGGGGGCCGCGGAGGCUACGGCUCCCCGAUCACCGAUGAAGCUUCCAGAAGGCCCCCGCGGACGCACGCGCGAGCAUGCCGGCCUCUCACCCUGGCAGAGGCCUGUGAGGCCGCCGGCCGUGGAGUGACGACCGGCAAGACGGCACAGGAUGACGAAGUGCAAGUUCUGGAUCCAGACGAGGCUUACACCUGGCCGCUGGGUUUGCGAGGCAAGGACAUCAUCGGCCAGCAUCGCAGCGACCGGCAGUGGAAAAACGUUGGCCGUGCGCUCGGCAUGGGCAAUUGCUCAGCGCUUUGGGAAAUGCCUUGGCUUCCGAUGCGUCGCUAUGACAUGUGCAACGAGCUGUGCCUUGACUCUGUACGCUUGCAUGAAGAUCUCCACCUGCAGACAUCCAUCUGCAUAUCGAUGCAUGCCAUGGCUGCCAUAGGCCCUGCAGAAGGGCUGAAGCUUGCAGCAGAGUGCUCCCCUGCUCACAUUGGUGAUUCAGACGGGAAGAGGGCGCCGGGCAACAAGUGCCUGGAGCCCGACCAGGGCUUGCAGGAAGCGCGGUCCGCAUUGACUUCGGUCAGCGUGACGGGAUGGCUAAUGCAAGAGAGCGAGGCCGAUCGAAUGCUGGAUAUGGGCUUCGAACCACAGAUUCGCAAGAUCCUGGCCAAAGUGCGAAGCACGGGUCUCAGGGAGUCCAACUCGAGAGGGACGGGAGAGCUGGUGGCUGCGCUGCAGGUGAGGCCCUACAAGGUCAUGAUAGGCAACCGGGAAGUGCUGAAGGGCAACCAGGACAUCACGCAGAUUGUGAAGUGCAUGGAUGCCUUCAACAAAAACCGGGAGAUUGUCAACACACUCAGGGAGGAUCAGCGCCAGCGAGAAGAUGCUUUGCACGGCUUGAAGUCGGGCCGUUACAAGGUCUUGGUGGCAACAGAUGUUGCUGCUCGAGGGCUGGACAUCAAGGGUGGGCUCGUCAUCAACUUUGACCCAGCGAACAACACCGAGGAGAUUAUGUUCACCGCAUCGGACGAACUGGUCGUGCUGGAGAAAGGCUAUGCCAUCACCUUCAUGACCGGCCAGUGCCUUACAAUCCCAACGCCACACCUGCAGAAGCUGGGUGGAUGUCAGGAUGCCUCGAAAGCCCGUGGAAUCAUGGAAGUCAUGGAGCGAACCAAUCAGGAGAUUACCCAAGACUUGCUGAAGAUGGCAGUAUCUGUAUCUGCAGCAACAGCAGAGCAGUCGCCAGUUCCCUCAUGCACAGAGCCUGCGGAUCGUAUUGUCGCAAUGGCCGCCUCGACGUCUCAACCCGAUUUCGUAUUGCUGGGGGCAACUGGGUUUCUGGGCGCCAGCAUCCUGCGAAAGCUUGAAAGUAAACAUGUCGUCUGCACAAGCCGAUUGAGGCUAAAGGACCGGCUGGGACUCGAGGCCCUCCUGGAUGAGCAGAAGCCCAAGCUCGGCGUCAUUUGUGCCGCAGGGGAGCGGGGGCGCCCCAACAUUGCUUGGUGCGAUGCCCAUCCUGUCGAGACUUUGGAUGCAAACAUCACUGGGCAAUUAUCCGUGGCAGCUGCAUGUCACGAGCGCGGUUUGCACCUUAUUCUUUUGGGAACGGGAGCCCUCUACCUGGCCAGCGAAAAGAAGCGGAAGUUCUCGGAGGUAGAUCCUCCCAAUGGUGGCUCACCGGGGGUGUACACAGCACUCAGGCAGAAGAUGGAGGAGCUGACAGCCUACUUCAACAACGUCUUGGUGCUGAGGGUGCUCUAUCCCCUGAGUUCAGACUUGGAUCCACGUGGCCUGCUUGGCAAGCUGGCGCGCUUCAAGCAAGUCGAUAGCGUGCAGACAUCGGUCACGAUACUGGAUGACCUCAUGCCGCUGCUUCCGAUACUCGCAGAACGGCGAACAGUUGGAGUCUUGAACUUUACGAAUCCUGGCACAAUUUCCUACCCAGACAUUGUAUUGGGGCUGCAAGAUCGAGCAACGAAGUGCGGAGUGCAAUGGAAAGCUCCGGAGAUCCGAGGAGCUGGAGCAAAGGCAGCUGCAGAGCUCGACACCACGCGGCUGCAGGAGGCCGUGGGCAUGCCCCUCGCAACAGCUGCUGAUUCUUCGCAGCGCAUCAUCUCCUCGCUUAGUGACGAGGAGGUGGUUUCGUUCGUGCAUAGCCUCAGGUGA